AUGUCUCUCAAGUUAAAUUGCGAACAAAAACAUGCUUAUGACCUGAUUCUUGCAGCAUGUUUCUCUGGUCAAGGCAAGGCUUUUUUUGUUGAUGGGCCAGGAGGCACUGGUAAAACAUUCUUGUACCGAUCACUACUUGCUGCAUUAAGAUCGCAGGGCUAUAUUGCCAUUGCUAUUGCCACUUCUGGCAUUGCAGCGUCUAUUCUUCCUGGAGGAAGAACAGCGCACUCAAGAUUUAAGAUACCAUUGGACUUUUCGAAAAAUAAAGCUUGUCAACUCAGCAAACAAAGCAGUGUUGCCAAAUUGCUUUUUGAGUGUAAACUUAUUGUUUGGGAUGAGGCAUCAAUGGCUAAGCGAGAAACGAUUGAAGCAUUUGACGAUCUUCUUAGAGACAUAAUGGAUUCUGGUUUUCCUUUUGGAGGCAAGGUUGUCGUUUUUGGUGGAGAUUUCCGACAAACCUUGCCAGUCAUUGAGCGAGCGACGAAGCAAGUCCUCGUAGAAGCAAGCUUUCCUAAUUCUAUCCUUUGGUCUAAAUUACAUCGGCUGAGACUCAAGCAGAAUAUGAGAGCCAUGUUAGAUCCUGCUUUCUGUCAAUUCUUACUAAGAAUAGGCGAGGGAAAAGAACGUGUAGAUGCAAAUGGCGAAAUCACUUUACCGCCUGAUAUAGUUAUUCCUUACUACAAUAAGGAAGAAUCUUUAAACAGGUUACUUGAAAGUGUUUUCCCAGAUUUGCAGCUGUAUUCUAAAGAUCCUUAUACCAUGAUAAAUAGAUGCAUCCUUGCUCCCAAAAAUAGCUCAGUUGAUGAGCUCAACGAGUUAUUAAUAAACAGAUUUCCAGGAAAUCUUCAAGUUUAUAUCAGUUCAGACCGGACAGUUGAGCAGCGGCAUCAAGGAGACUAUGAAGAUUUUCUCAAUUCACAAAAUCCAAAAGGCCUUCCUCCUCACAAGCUGUUGCUAAAAGAAAACUGUCCUAUUAUGCUAUUAAGGAAUUUAAAUCCUAAUGAAGGGUUAUGUAAUGGCACAAGGUUAAUAUGUAGAGAGCUAAGUUCAAAUAUUAUUUCUGCAGAGAUUGUGUUUGGCACUCAUGCACGAAAAAGAGUUUUCAUUCCAAAGAUACCUCUUCAGACAUCUGACAAUGAAAGGAAUGGAAUUCCGUUCAUAAGAACUCAAUUUCCUGUCCGGCUUUGCUUUGCUUUAACCAUUAAUAAAUCGCAAGGACAGACUCUAGAUUAUGUUGGCCUUUACUUGCGUGAACCUGUUUUCUCGCACGGACAGCUAUAUGUCGCACUCUCUAGAGCUAGGACAGCUGCUGAUCUUAAGGUCCUUCUUGUUCCUGGAACGUUUGAUGAGAAAAAGAUUGACUGCAAAACUAGGAAUAUUGUCUUUAAUGAGAUUUUUGCUUUGCUUCAGCAAUAA
Molecule: messenger RNA, 1416 nt
Organism: Coffea eugenioides
Lineage: Eukaryota; Viridiplantae; Streptophyta; Magnoliopsida; Gentianales; Rubiaceae
Product: ATP-dependent DNA helicase PIF1-like
Exons: 2
Coding region: 1-1416 (471 amino acids)
Biological process (GO): telomere maintenance; DNA repair
Molecular function (GO): DNA helicase activity
Source: RefSeq, a predicted model, not a curated record